Messenger RNA from Labeo rohita (rohu), 6056 nucleotides. It is a transcript of the gene hic1l, whose product is annotated as hypermethylated in cancer 1 like. Gene Ontology annotation, cellular component: nucleus. NCBI's taxonomy places the organism in Eukaryota, Metazoa, Chordata, Actinopteri, Cypriniformes, Cyprinidae. Gene Ontology annotation, molecular function: protein binding; DNA-binding transcription factor activity, RNA polymerase II-specific; RNA polymerase II cis-regulatory region sequence-specific DNA binding. Gene Ontology annotation, biological process: regulation of transcription by RNA polymerase II. The record is from RefSeq and is a predicted model, not a curated record. The coding region runs from base 189 to 1550 and encodes 453 amino acids. The transcript is spliced from 2 exons.
AGGCGCGAGCACAAUAACAAACUGGAAAAAACAAGUGGUGAUUGUUAUUAUACUGUAAGUUUGACCCUUCAGCCGAUGUUUAUUAAAAAGAAAUAGCGUGGUAAAGGAGCUUCUGCUAAAAUGCUGUUUCUGAAGUGUUUGGAAAUACUGUAAAAGCUGACACCAAUGCAAAACAUCAAGGGUAGGCGAUGGAGCUCCCCAACUACGCCAGUCAACUGCUUCUCCAGCUCAAUCAGCAGCGCUCCAAGGGCUUCCUGUGCGAUGUCAUCAUCAUGGUUGAGAACACGCUCUUCCGGGCACACAAAAGUGUCCUCGCCGCCACCAGCCACUACUUCAAGUCCCUUGUCCUUCACGAUAACCUCAUCCACCUUGACCCUGACAUGGUGGAUCCAGUUGUUUUCCAACAAAUUCUGGAUUUCAUUUACACCGGCAGGCUGGCAGAAGAGACCUUUGAGGGUGUGGAUUUAAGCUCUCUGCUCACCACAGCUAAUUUUCUCCAGCUCAAUGACCUUGCAAACCUGUGCUCCAGUAGGAUCAACCAAAAUGGGUCCCUCAGUAUUGUGGCUCGUGGAAGCACCAAAUCUUCAGUUCGCCUGUAUGAAGACCAUUCAUCAGACACUGAAACAUACACGUGUAUGACUCCUCCCAAAAAGCGGCAUAAUGCUGAAAGUAGAUGUAUUUCGAGAAAAAAGCAGGACUUGGGCUUGGAUUUGUCUAAGAAAAAUUCAAAUUCUGAGACAACAGUUAAUGAUGAGGUUUUUCUAUCCAGAACCAUCUCCAACAGUAUGCAGCUGGGAAUAAAUGGGAAGUGUGUUCCAAAGGAAGAAAAGUGGAUAAUUCCUUUGGACGGAGCUCAGGAAAGAAAAAGGGAGGGAUCCCGAAGAAAAUCCAAGGUCAAUGGUUACAUUCCUCUUAGCAGGGCUGGAAGUCAACUAAGCCAGAAUCAGACCUUCACUUUACAGUUGUCUGUAAAGAAAGAGAAAGGAAUUGGAGGGAAAACAGAUGAACCAAACAACGGCAGCACCAAUUUUGUUUAUCAAAAGGAGACCUUUCUCAAAGAAGCUGAAGGGGACAACCCUUAUGUUUGUAUACCAUGCGAAAAAGGUUUCCCCUCCUCCGAGAGUCUUAAAUCCCAUGUGGAAAGCCAUUUGGAUGAAGAUGUGGAUGUGAAGGUUGAGGAUGAGGAUGAAGAGGAACGUGACGGAGACCCUGGGGUCACCAGAGUCUCACCGGAAGCUCCCGAAAGCCUGGAGCAGAGUCCGUUAAAGUCCCUCAAAGAUGUAGACACCUUGCGUCCCUUCCCUUGCAAUAUUUGCGGCAAGAUGUUCACGCAGCGCGGCACCAUGACCCGCCACAUGCGCAGCCACCUUGGCCUAAAGCCAUUUGCAUGUGAGGAGUGUGGUAUGCGUUUCACCAGGCAGUACCGUCUCACUGAGCACAUGCGUGUCCAUUCAGGGGAGAAACCCUAUGAGUGCCAGGUCUGUGGUGGGAAAUUUACACAACAAAGAAACCUCAUUAGUCAUAUGCGGAUGCAUACCUCAGUAUCUUAGAACAGGUCAAAGAGCCCUAAACUAGGAUAAUACAGAUACCCACAGUUCUCCAUAGUGCUUUGGUUUGGGUUCUUUUAACUAGGGUUCAGUUUUCCAACAAGUUCUCCAGAACACUACGAAGAUUCCUCUAGAUAUUAUUUCUUCUCUAGAUCUUCUAGAAUUCUACAAAGAAUCAUCUCGGUUGAAACGGACUAUAAUCUAGGGCAUAUGUGUCAAACUCUGGUCCUGGAGGGCCAAGUUGGAGUUUGGCUCCAACUUGCCUCAACAAACCUGCCGGGAAGUUUCUAGUAUGCUUAGUAAGAGCUUGAUUGGCUGGUUCAGGUGUGUCUAAUCGGGGUUGGAGCUAAACUCUGCAGGACACCAGCCCUCCAGGACCGAGUUUGGGCACCCCUGUUCUAGGGCAAACAUGUCAAACUCUGGUCCUGGAAGAGCCACUCUCCUGGAGAGUGUAGCUCCAAAACACCUGUCUGAAAGUUUUUAGUAGUCCCGAAGACCUUAAUUAGCUGGUUCAGGUGUGUUUAAUUAGGGUUGGAGCAAAAUCUUACUGGACAGUGGCCUUCCAGGAACUGAAUUUGACACCCCUGAUCUAGGGUACGAUUUUGACAGCAAAUCCUAUGAAAAUUCCUCUAGAUUUUCUCCACAGAGUUUACUUAUUGAGCCAAUUUAUGGUUCAGUUUGAGCCACAUCUCCUAUAGAAUGCUAGAAAAAUCUGUUAGAUCUUCUCUACAGUGAUUUCCUUUUUGAGCAAAUCUUGGGGUCAUGUUCAACCACAAAUCCUUGAAAGAAAGUCUAGCUCAACUUGGAAGCCUCUUAAGAUAUCUUCUCAAACCUGUCUUUGUGGAUCCUACACCACUGUACUUUUUUAAUGUCUUCAAUGUCACCCAAUUCAGUUGCAGAUUCAUCUAAUGGGGUUAUGAGUUAAAUUAGGUACAUCAGAUGAGGAGGGCAUCCAAAAUGCGCAGUGGUGGACAGGGGUCAGGGGUCUCCAACCUUGCACCUGGAGGGCUACCUUCCUGCAGGCUUCAGUUCCAACCCUGUUUCAACACCCUUAGAACAACUUGACUAGUUAGUUCAGGUGUGUUUGGAGCUAAACUCUGCAGGACAGUGGCCCUCCAUGAACUGACUUUGACACCCCUGAUCUAGGGCGCUAUUUUGGCAACAAAUCAAAUGAACAUGCCGCUUUUAGUGGUUAGUUUGGGCCACAUGUCCUCUAGAAUGAUACAAAAAUUUGCUGUAUGUUCUCUACAGCGAUUACCUUUAGAGCAAAUCUAGGGUUCAUGUUCACCCACAAAUCCUUGAAAGUUUUACAGAGAUUCUUCUAGUUCAACAUGGAGACCUCUGAAGAUCUCUUCUCAGACCUGUCCAGGGGAGCCUACACCAUUUCACAUUUUUGAUAUCUUCCUCAUCGGCCACACUCAAUUCAAGUCUUGCAGUCUCGUCUAAUGAGCUUCUGAGGUAAAUUAGGUGCGUCAGAUGAGGAGAGCAUUCAAAAUGCACAGUGGAGGAUGGGUUUGCUUAAGAUCAGGGAUUGCCAGCUCUACACCUGGAGGGCUACCUUCAGUUCCAACCUUGCUCCAACACAAUUGGAACACCUUGACUAACUGGUUCAGGUGUGUUUGACUAGGGUUGGAGCUAAACUCUGCAGGAUGGUAGCCCAGCAAGAGCAAGGUUCCUUAAAUCCUGCCCUGGAGGAGCCGCUGCAGAGUUUUGCUCCAACACUGAUCAACCUAAACCUGUACCUCUGCAGAUCUUCUUCAGGUAUCUUUAAUUAGGGUUGAAGAUAAACUUAAAAAAAAAAAAAAAAAAAAAAAAAAAAAAAAAAACCCUAAAGGGUCUGAUUUGUGGAACCCUGAUUUAGAAUUAGAAUUCUGAGGAUUUGUCAUAGACCCUAAAUCAGGGACGAGCAACUUCAGUCCUGGAUGACCACUCUCCUGCAGAGUUUAGCUCCAACCCCUAUUGGAACACACCUACCUGUAACUUCAUAGUGAUCUUGAAGACAUUGAUUAGCUUGAUCAGGUGUAUUUGAUUGGGGUUGGACCUAAACUUUGUAGGACAGUGACCCUCCAGGACUGGAGUUGCCCAGCCCUGUCUUAAAUUUUCUCAAAAAGGAAACCUCUGUAAUCUUGAAUUCUAGAAAGAUUCAUUUAGAUCUUCUCCAGACACUCUACCUUCAGAGCCAAAGUAGGAUUCCAUUUGGAUCAUUUAGAAUUCUAUGAAGAAUCGUCUCCACAACGGAGACCCUAUUCUAGGGUUCAGGUUUGCCUACAAUUCCUCUAGACUAGUAUAAAUAUUCAUUUAGAUCUUCUCUAAAGACUUUACCCAGUCAAGGUAAUCUAGAAUUCUGACCGGAUCACAUUUAGAAUUCUAAGAUUCUUUAGAUCUUCUCCAUACUGAUUUCCUAAUCUAGACUUCUCUAGUUCUAAAGGAAAGUUCUGUCGAGAAGAUCAAAAGCAUUCUAUUUGAGGAAUUCUUUCAAAACUAGGAAACCAUUUCAAAAAGGAAAUUCUUGUUUUUUAAUCUAGGAUUCAGUAGGGUUUCUCUCCAGAGCUUUACAUUUAUACCCAAUCUAUAGUUCGUGCCCCACCCUCCCCCAACCCAAUCCACUAGAAAGCUACAAAGAUUUAUCUAGAUCUUCAUAGACGAAUGGCAAUGCCAUUCCCUGAAAAUGCCAACUUCAGCCAAUACCUGCUGUUAUACCUCUUUCUUCAUACCUUCUUAUUCUUCUUGUGCAUGACUUGUUUGUUAUUGUUAGUGUGUAGCUAAAAGAAAUAUCAAGUUUAUCCACUUAGCGAUGUAGUUUGAUCGAUUAAAACGAAAAUUACCUCAAAUAGCUAGUAAUCCUCUCAGAAUUGAAACAGCCGAAUGUUCCUGGUGAUACCAGUUAUUUUACAGCAUUGACUUGCGAUACCUCUCGAAUGUAAUUUAGGAGUCAUGAUAGAGUUUAUGCUUCAGAAACAGACCGCUGUAAUAAAGCUAUCUGGGUUGUUUACUUGAAUACACAAACUUGCUACCUCAGAUUAAACCAAACCCUCUGAUAAGCCUGUAUGAGAUUAAGACUACAUGUGUUAGACAAGAAAAGCUACAUGCUGUCUUCCAUACUUCAGUCACUCUGUCUAGUUUAAUAAUGAGCUUAAACUGACAUCCGAUCCAGAACAGAGGAAAACACACUGCCUUUUCAGGGGGUCAGGUAAUACUUCACUGUAGGGUUGCGAUCUGAGCUUGUGAAGUAGUAUUGCUUGAGCAAUUAGGGUGUUUUGAUGUACAGUUCCAAAGAAAUAUUGAAUGUUGAAAUGCUUAAGAAAUACUGUAAAACUAUAACCAAAUCUAUAUUCUUGCUAAAUAUUUAAGUCUAAUUUAUGCUUCUUUCAAUUCAGGUUUAUAUUAAGUCUUGCUUCUUUUUUUCAGGGGUUUUCUUUUGGGUUUCUUUCUUUCUUUCUUUUUUUAUUUCAAUGCUUUAACCAAUGGCUUAAUUUAUACAGCAUGUUGUCCAUAUUUUCUCGUGGCAUGUGCAUUAUUCUUAUGAAUUUAAAAAAGUUAGGUUUAGCAGAUUGCAUUCACGCAUUUAGUGUUGAAACGAGACCAAAAGCGUAAAAUCAAAACCUACUGUAAAUAUCUUUGGGUAUCUUAAUGUAAUUGACAUGUUGCUAUUAUUAUCAGUUGAUAUAUCACUGAAAACUUCAGAGAUGAAAUUGUUUUCUUACUGUGUUUUAAUUUCUCUGCACCAUGUUUGUUUUAAACUACCUCUGGUUGGGUAUUUUGUACGUGGGUUCAUGAGGCUGGAGGGCUUUUUAAACAAUACCUAAUUUUGAGGUUUUAUUAAUUUGUUUUGUAGCUGCUUGCCUGAUCUAGUCAUAUCAAAAGAGGUACUUUAAAUAAUAGAUCAACUAGCCUAAGAUUUAAUUUGCUUAAUUGACUUUUCAGGCACUCUUUGGUCAUUUAGUGCUUGCUUUUUCUCUCUUUUCGCUUUAUGUUGAGAUGAUUAUUUGACACUGUCUGUAAAUCAAUAGGAUUCUAGAAUAUUCAGGAACUUUUUAAUACAUAAUGGGACUUGAAGCUGAACUUCAAAACUGUGACAACACUUUCAUUUGCAUUCUCUGCAAACCUCAGGGAACAUUUUAGGGACGCGUCCCAACUUUUGGAACCAUAAAGCGCCAUUAACCGAUGCUUUUGCAGCUAUUCGUCUGUUAUUGUUUUUUUUUUGUUUUUUUUUUUUUAUUUAGAUAUGUUUCAAUAUUCUCCAUAACUGACACAAUGCGCCUUCAGAAGGUUCGGCAGCUCUUUGCAUUUGCAGUACAGGUUUGUGUGUGUUUGUAUGUGUAUGGUUUUGAUGUGGUUUUCAAAUGCUUUUGAAAUGUCAAGUACUUUGUUCAGAAAUGAUGAUACUAAAGUAUUUGCAACCUGUUUAUGAAAACCAAAGCACAUUUUCACUGAAGAAUUUAAGGUCCUAUUGUAUAUAACAUUGUUCUCAGUUAUGACAUGAAAUAAAAUUAAAUGCUGAUCAAAUAA